CGCCCGGCUGCGCGACCCCAGCGCCGUGCUGGCGCGGCUGGCGCUCGAUCGGCGCGAGCUCGAGCAGCUGGUGAUCGUGCGUCAGGAGGAGUGCGACGCGCUGCGCGAACACGAGGUGAUGGAGUCAAUGCAGCAGCUGAUGCGCGAGUCUCUGGCCAUGCAGAACCAGCUGCAGGAGUACCAGGAGGGACGCGACCGCGCCCUGCAGCAGGCCCUCUCGCAGGACCAGCAAACUGACGCGCAGCUGCGGCGGCUGCUGGAGGUGAAGGGCUCUGAGCAGGAGGCGCGGAUCCAGCAGCUGCUGAAGGAUGAGGCGUUCCAGCGGCAGGCCUUCUUCAACCUCUAUCUUCAGCAGGACGCCAGCCGUCUGCAGAUCCUGCACCAGAUCUCUGAGGCGGAGGACGCACUGCUCCGGCUCACGCUGGUGGAGGCCAACCAACGCGACGUCAGCAAAGACUCCGAGCUGGAGCGGCUCACGGAGAAGCGGCGCCACCUGGCGCAGCUGCUGGUGCAGUUGAUGGAGCAGCGGGCCACCCGCGAGCGCGAGCUGCAGCGGCGGCUGGCCGAGAUGGACGAGCAGCGGCGCGGCGAGGUGCAGCACUACUGGCUCGUCCAAUAUCAGCGGCUUCUGGACAGCAAACCUGAGCGGGUCAGGCAGCUGGAGGAGACGCUGGAUGAUAAGGUGAAGGAGCUGCUGCAGAGCGCCGGCGCCGAGGACUACCUCACCAUGUUCGCCACCAGCGGUGUCCAGUACAAGAUGCUGCUGUAUAUGGACGACGCUGAACUGAUCGAGCUGGGAGUCAGUGACCUGUCGACGCGAGCAGCCAUCCUGCGCCAGACGGCGCUGGCCAGGGACGAAGACGAGCUGAAGCCUCGCGCGCCGUCCGCGCCGCCGGCCGAGACGCCGCCGUCGGCCCCGGCCUGCGACGGGGCGUCCGCCGUUGCGGCCGGGGAGGCCCCGUCCACCGACGCAGAGGGUGCGGCGGCCGCUACCGACCGGACGUGUCAGUACCGCACCGCCCACACGGAGCUCGAGUGUGUGGUCUGCAUGGACCACAAGACCGAGGUGAUAUUCCUCAACUGCGGUCAUCUGUGCGUGUGUCGCCAGUGCAGCGAACCGCUGCACCAGUGCCCGAUGUGCCGGCAGCAGGUGCUGCAGAAGCUGGUCAUCACCACCGCCUUCUGACGCCGCCGGGCCUGGCCGACGGCGGCGCAGGGCUGGCCAGGCGCCUCCGCCGGCGCGCGGCUCGAACGCGUGGCGCCUCCGCUAGAGGUCGAGAGCGAGCAGGGAG
Molecule: messenger RNA, 1292 nt
Organism: Pollicipes pollicipes
Lineage: Eukaryota; Metazoa; Arthropoda; Thecostraca; Pollicipedomorpha; Pollicipedidae
Product: E3 ubiquitin-protein ligase LRSAM1
Exons: 10
Coding region: 119-1186 (355 amino acids)
Molecular function (GO): protein binding
Source: RefSeq, a predicted model, not a curated record